AUGUCCUUUCCUACCGAUGACCCUUCUCAGCUCUCUUUCGAAACCGACCUAUCCUCGGACGCUGAUUCCGAGGGAAGUGGACGCCGAAACCCACGAACAAAUGCCGCCACCGGAGCUUCCGCCGCCGGCGUUCGAGCGCUUAGUGCGCAGGCCGUAGCAUUUUACUUUCGGGCACCCGUUAAAGCCUUCUUUCGCACCCGCGUGGAGUAUGUGCUUGCCAGGGCCAUCAACCCUCGACUUGCUCAAGGCGGCAGUUGGUCCUGGAAAACUACUACUCCAGGCUUAUUAGCUCACGCGGUCCGCACGUACGGCUGGACUUUUAUUCCAUAUCAGGUCCUGCCGCCUCUGAUCGCAAACGUUAGGUACUCGUAUCCCCAUAUCUAUGGUCCUUAUAGCCCAACGAGCAUAAUAGGUGCUAACGGACGACUUUAUCAUAGUGUUGGAGCAGUCCUGUAUACAUCCUACCUUCAGAUCCUCAACAACCUACACGGGCCCGCCUUGAUGGCUAAUAGACGCAUUUACCCACCGCCGUCCCCCGUCGACACAUUUCUAGCUGGUUUUGCGGCGGGCACAGUCCAGUCGGUCGUCGCUGCGCCGUUGGAUGCUAUCCAGGCGCGCUUCAGAUCGGACGAAAUGCUCAAUGGUCAGCACCGGAGUGCGUGGCACUAUUGGAAGAAUAAACUUAGCAAACUCGGAAUGCGGGGGAUAUUCUCCGGGUGGACGCUAUCUUUUCUGAAAGACAGUUGCGGCUCGGCUCUGUUCUUUUGUUUGUUUGAAACAAUCAAGUCCCAGGGAUAUUACUCCUUUGUGACACGUUACUAUGGCUCUCUCCAACCCCCUGCGGUGGAAAGGCUGUCAACACUUGCAAACUCUUCGAGCGAGAAUCCAGUCAUCAAGCCGCACUACGCGCUGGAACCGUGCUUUCUGAUGCUCGCCGGCGCAACAGCCUCGAUCGGGCAGCAGGUUGUGUUACACCCGCUUGGGCUAAUUCACAAUGUGUAUUACAGACGGUUGGAACACCUCGAUGACAAACUGAGCCAGAACCAGUCGAGACGCGCCUGGAUGAGAGAUCGCUUCGAUGCGUAUCGAGAGACCUUUGAGCGCUGUCAACGGAAAGCACAGCGGGUCGGAAGCUGGAGGGUUUGGCUGUAUCGUGGGUUCUUGUGGAAUACAAUUCGUCAGGUGCCCAGCACUAGCGCCGGCCUCGUGAUCUUCGAGCUGGUGCGUCGCAAGUAUGGGCUCCCCACGGAAGCCGUUCACAUCAAAAAGGAUGGAUAUGACAUUCUUCUGGCGUAG
Molecule: messenger RNA, 1296 nt
Organism: Coccidioides posadasii C735 delta SOWgp
Lineage: Eukaryota; Fungi; Ascomycota; Eurotiomycetes; Onygenales; Onygenaceae
Source: RefSeq, a predicted model, not a curated record